Clonostachys byssicola is the source of this 1719-nucleotide messenger RNA. The record is from the annotation of a GenBank genome assembly. Lineage: Eukaryota; Fungi; Ascomycota; Sordariomycetes; Hypocreales; Bionectriaceae.
AUGGCUGAGGUUCUGCCCUCAAUCCCGAGUAACUGGGAUGCCAAAGAGGCCGAUGUCAACUUGGAUGCGUACAACCUGAAUGGAAAUAUCAAUGACGUGGUUGACAUGUUUAUGGAGAUAAGAAACACUAGACGCAAAAUCAAGUCCAGGGCAAUUCACGCAGAAAUCGUUCAUCAUCGGACCCUCGCGGACCGAUUCCCAGAGAGCGAUAUUGGUAAAGAGCUCAUAUCUCAUUACGCUGAUUAUAUUCAGCCAAUGUAUCGUGUCCUGCAUAUGCCAUCGUUUUCUCAAGACUACCGACUAUUUAAAAACGAGCCGGAAUCCGCGUCUACGGCAUUCAUAAUGCAACUGGCUCUCGUCCUCGCUAUUGGGUCAACGUUUUAUUCACGAGACGACAAAUUCCACAUCCGGGAGCGAGCCCAAGUAUGGAUACUCUCCGCCCAGUCUUGGAUCAUGGGUCCGGGGUCCAAGUCUACCAAUACACUUCCUGGUUUGCAGAUCUACAUCCUCCUGUUGCUUUCAAGGCAAACCACCUGCAAUUCGGGUGGCUUGACUUGGGUCUCUACUGGAUCUUUGCUUACCAUGGCAUUAAGCAUGGGCCUUCAUCACGAACCUGCGCGCUUCGCCUCUCUUACUCCUUUCCAGCGAGAGAUGAGAAAGCGCCUUUGGAUCGCCACCUUAGAACUCUGUGUUCAGCAUCACGUCGACUCAUCAAUACCAAUCACACUCUGUGAAUCAGACACUGUGAUUCCAGAGAUUUUGAAUGUGGACGAGGAAUCAAUUCAUUUUGUUUCUGAGUACGAGCCAACACCAAAAGUCUCGUUUACAGAUGCUUCGAUUCAGAUACAGCUCGCCAGUUCUUUGGCCCUUCGAUUGAAGGUCGCGCGUAUCUUAAAUGGAGUGGAACAACGCUAUUCAUUUGAUCAGAUUUUGGAGUUAGGUGCAAAAUUGAGGAGUAGCUGUCGCCAGCUAUCUGACUUUUUCAGCCCGGACUCAAGAAUCAUGCCUGGUGCAUCCGAGAAAAGCACCGCCCAUUUUCACCAAAAGUUUUUGAACACCCUGUUGCGGAGAUAUAUCAUACUACUACACCAGAACUACAUGAUAGAAUCACUUGAGAACCCGGCUUUCUAUAUUGCCCGCAAGAUCUGUGUGGAUGCAGCGCAGGCAAUCGUUGCAGAUCUCAAGCCUGCCAAUCACACAGUAGAACUUCUCCAACUUGCUGCUGCUGGACGUUGCACGUUCAAAGGACCAUUCUCCCUCCACGUAAUACUCGUCCUAUGUCUCGACCUUUUCAUGCUUUUCCGGGAUGACAACGGUGGAGAUGCCACUUCUUCGCGUGUGGACCAGCUGGACAAGAUACGGGGAGAUGCCCGCGAUUCCAACCGAAAGUUAUUGCGCAGUUUGGCAGAUGGUUCAAAAGAGCUAAUGAGAGCUGGAAGCGUGAGCUCGAAGAAUUUCAACUUCAUCACAGCCGUCCUCGCCGAGACGGAAGCAAUGGAGCAGAGUCAGUGCACAAAGACGGCUGUUUUCAACGCCCUCCGUGGAAGUCUGAGGGAGACACUUGAUAUCUUCCAAGAGCUACAUACUUCUCAAGACAUGACUUGCGAGAGCUACGACACGGCUACAGAGUUGGAAACCGCGAGUUUCGACCUUGAAUCAUUCGACUUGUUGAAUUGGGACAUUUCAGAUCUGCUUUAUAUGCCUGAAGUUGAAAGUUAA